Messenger RNA from Dreissena polymorpha, 2526 nucleotides. Its product is annotated as suppressor of fused homolog. The record is from RefSeq and is a predicted model, not a curated record. The transcript is spliced from 9 exons. NCBI's taxonomy places the organism in Eukaryota, Metazoa, Mollusca, Bivalvia, Myida, Dreissenidae. Gene Ontology annotation, cellular component: cytoplasm; nucleus. Gene Ontology annotation, molecular function: transcription factor binding. Bases 224 to 1669 code for a protein of 481 amino acids.
UUCAGUAUGCAACAGUGGUCUUGGCAUGGCUGUUCAAUUUAUUAGAACAACAGUCUACAUAAUAACACAGGAAAGACAACACGUUAUCACAUUAAACUGAAGAAUUAUAAUUUAUCGCAAGAAAACAUACUAUAAAGUUGUUUGAAGGACCUACAUAUAUUUUAUCGCAAACUGGAAUUAUUAAGUUGAAUUAAAAAAGCUGUUGGUUCAGUAAACGUGUAAUAUGCGAUCGCGGGAGGAAAACGGAUCAGUAUCAAAAAUGCCUUACAACCAAGCAAACAUGGAUGAACGGGAUAAUUAUUUUGCUCCAAAUUACCAAAAUUACCAAGUGCCAGUGACACCCCCGGGAUUAGAAGCCAUCUAUUCAGCAUCUCGGAAAUUAUAUCCUGAUCAGCCGAAUCCUUUACAAGUUACAGCGCUCGUGAAAUACUGGCUGGGAGGACCAGACCCUCUCGACUACAUCAGCAUGUACGCUAACAACGGGGACCCUGAUAGGGGCAUUCCCCCGCACUGGCAUUACAUCAGCUUUGGCCUCUCUGAUCUCCAUGGAGACGGACGUGUGCACGAAUGCCAGGGUACAGAUGGCCCCAGUGGCUUUGGGUUCGAGCUUACGUUCAGACUGAAGCGCGAGCCUGGCGAGACCAAUCCACCAACCUGGCCUGCCACCCUGAUGCAGGCACUGGCACGAUACGUCUUUCAGACCGAAAACAAGGUGUACAGCGGUGACCACGUGCCCUGGCACCUGCCCUUAGACGGCAGCGAAUCACGAAUUCAACACAUGCUGAUGGCCGACGACCCUCAGUUGACCCCAAUUACGACCCCAUUUGGGCCUGUCUGCUUCGUCCAGAUAGUGGGCGUGUGCACGGAGGAGCUGCAGGCUGCGCAGCACUGGAACGGACCUGGCGUCAUUGAGCUGCUCAGGUCCAUGACUGUAGCUGGGGGCCCAUGGCUGAUCACGGACAUGCGUCGAGGGGAAUCUCUAUUUGAGAUGGGCCCGAGCCUACAGGAGAAGGUGGACGUGGGUAUCGAGUCAGAGGGAUCGAACUUGAGUGGCGUGAACAGCAAGUGCUCGUGGGAGGAGCCUGGGGAGAACGAUCGGGACAACAUGUCGUACAAGGACGGGAUUGUGGAGGACGACGAUGAUGAUGACGAGCGUCGACACAUAUCCAUAAUUGAAUCUGAGCAGAUAAAAGCAACGUUGUCAAGGGGGCUUGACCCACACUUGCAAUCAAAAAUAGAUGGCUUCAAUCGACCCAGGUCUCGAAAAGGGUCAUUUGAUAGCACAGAGAGUUCUGACGCUCCAACGGAACUGUUGCGGACACGAACGUUGGAUUCAGUCCACCUAAAAUUUAACCUCGAAGCAGCUUCCUUACUUCCACUUGCUUUAAGGGGAAGGCUACGGCACGGGCGACACUUCACGUUCAUGAGUGCAACAAAUGAUUCAGCAAUAACGCUGGUCUCUUCGAGUGUGAACGGGUCAAUAGCCGACGAGGAGCACCCAUUCGCGGCCCACGGGUUGUGGCUUCAGGUUUUGCUCGCCGAUGAUUUCAUCGAAGAAAUGUGUGAAGAUUUGCAGGAGCUGUCAAAUCCAAAUGAUCUUCUUUUGCCAAAAACGUAUCGUUGGCCAGAAAGACGGCUUUGCAUCACAAUCUUAUCUGAAGAGGUGUAGCAGACAAGGAUGUGUGAUGAAAAUAGCAUCCCCCAAUCACCUGACAUCUAUCCCCUAAUCACCUGACAUCUCCCCGACUUAACCUUGCAGAGCGAUGGUUUUCCAUUGGAUCAACUGUUUUGACGACCCCACCUCAAAAGAACAAGAAAUAACAUAUGCUUUUCCUACAAGAAAGUGAAUGUUUUGCAAUAAUUUUCUGAACAAUGCCAAAUUACAGGGGUGUCAAUUUUCCGGAUUAUUCCGGAAAUCCGGAUUUGAGCCGUCCAGGGUUGAUUUUGAUGUGAAUGUAAAUCGGAUGAGUUUGUUUAAGGCGGGUGGGGGUAGGGACAAAAUUCUUUUAGUGCGGGUUCAUUUCAGAACGAAUAUUGUUAUAGCAUCGUCGGCAUUCUGGACAUCUGCGCUUGGUACCGAUUUUAUUUAUUGAUUUCUGAUUGGUAAGCGGCUGGCACUGACAUCAGCAGUAACUGGCAAAGUAAAGCACUGCAAUAUCAUAUUUUAAAACAAUAUGUUAAUCAAAUUAUAUAUUGACUACGUAUUUGCUAGGUUACUGGUUUUCAUUUUCUGCAGUCAAACGAUAUGCAUAUUUUAUUUCAUUUGCAAAUGAUGUAUCGCGACAUGUUUUCGGACAGUCUUUUUCGGAUAAGCUGGUUUGUCGAUUUUAAUUUAAUUUCGAAGUUCUUAAUAUCAUUUGUUUAGAAUGACAAAUACAUCUGCGGUGUUACGGAUGGUUUGGUUUAUAAUAUUUCGCAUUGUACUCAACAGAAAAUGCACCUAGAAAGACUUUAAAAAAAGAACAAUAAGCUAGGGCUCGGGGGAUUGGGCCCUCUCUUCCCUUUAUCCUACGGCUUAAUAUUCCG